AGUCAUGGUUUAACCGGUAGUAUAAGAUAUGAUAUAUUGUUCAAAUAAUACUUAAAUAUUAUAUGAUUUUAGGAGAAAAAGAAAAAUAAAACAACAACAUGUUCCAUUUAUAUGAUUAAGGGGGAGAAAAGAGAAAAUUAUUCAAUAGACCUUCCAUAUUAUGCAGUAUUUUUAGAUCGAAUGAAGGGAAAUGAAAAGCACGGCCAAUAGCAGCCUUAAUUAGCGAAUAAUUAGGAAUUAGUGGUUUAACCUUGCUUCACGCUUUCCCCCUCGCCGCCCAUGCCAUAAUCCUUCCUUCCUAAUAACCGCCUUUCUCCAACUCUUGCUCGCCCGACAUGUGGCCGUCUCUUUCUAUCUGCCCCCUUUCUUCUCUCUUUUUUCCUCUAGAAAAUCAUAUUUUGUUACGAACGAACACACAUGAAUCGGAGAAAUUUAUUCCAAAAUUUUUUUUAUGAUAGAGGUUGCUAAUGAUAACUUUCUGCCUGGUUGAUUAAGAAAGACAUAAAUGAAAUCGUACGUAUGAACCUCUCUAUCUAUUUGUGAAGGGAGGAGAGCAGCUGCAAGAAGGACAUCAACAGUUGCGACGAGUUAGCAAUGGCAAUUGAUGACGUUGACAAGAGAGAGGACGAGAUUGAGCUGGAGCUAGGGCUUUCUCUUGGCGGGAAUUGCAAUACCCGACUGCAGAAAUUCAUUUCGGUUCAGAAGGAGGCCCAUGAGCGGAAAUCCAUACCUGAGUCGGCUGAUUUGGGUUUUGGGGUUCAAGCUUGCACGAGAUUUGGAGAAUUGUCGGGCUUUAUGGGUGCGAAUUCUGAGCAGGACAUGGAUCCCAAGAUGAAGCGCGAAAUUCACGCAAUGAGGAGGCAAGAAGCAAAGAAGAAGAGGGGUGAGAAGCAGUUGAAGAUGGCGCUUUCCAAAGGGGAAGCUCACCGCAGCUAUCGGAUGUUCCUAUCCGGCGAAUGCUGUUUAUUUGAAUGGAGUAUCUCACCACGAUCCGGAGGAGCAUAAAUGCAAGAGGAGCAAGAGCAUCAAUUUCAGUGUCGAGCGGUUGGCGUCUACACCACCUACCUUGCAACGACUCUCGAGCCCGACUUCUCUACAAUUCAGUGUGCCAACUCACGGGGUUGGGCGAACCGAAAGCAGAGCAAUUCCCUGUUGGUUCGUUGGUGGCGGGUUCGAGAGGAAUCUAAUUCGACCAGUGGCAUGCUAUGAUUUCGGGGCGCCGUUCCAUGUGUGUGUUGAACCUUGUCAGGGAGUAACAAACGUGCAUGAUUCGGAGCAGCACGGUGACGAAGGCGGGUCGAAUGAGUCACAUGUAUAUACCUCCUCCAUAAUUUUGGAUUACCGGAGUUCUUCUCAUGAAGGUAUAUUAUAUUAUAUGAUAUUAGAUUACUGUUCUUCUAGUUCGUAUCCUCGUUCUUCUGAUGACAAUUUAUAGACACUAAACCACCUAUUGUCUCCUUUUUUUUUGUGAGGCAGAGUACUAAUUGCUAGAGCUAAUGAUUUUAAAGAACACACACAUUCUAUGGACUUGGUUAAUAAUUGGCAAUAGAUUGCUACAUUGCCAACUCUUGAAAGAAAGAGAGGCAAGCUUAAUUGUUGCUAGGAGGUUAGCUAUUGGCAGCAGAUUUUAGCUCCUAGCUAGCUAGAAAUAGAGCCUUCCAUGGCAGAGCAACUUCUUUCCAUUGUAUUGAAAUGAAAUUUUCUUGCUGGUCUAGGAUUGGGAUUUUGCUUAGGAGUUGAAGCUAUAUUUGCUAAAAAUCAAACUAUUUCUAAAAU
This is a messenger RNA of Linum trigynum, 1776 nucleotides long. The record is from the annotation of a GenBank genome assembly. NCBI's taxonomy places the organism in Eukaryota, Viridiplantae, Streptophyta, Magnoliopsida, Malpighiales, Linaceae.